Erigeron canadensis is the source of this 3822-nucleotide messenger RNA. Its product is annotated as phytochrome C. The transcript is spliced from 5 exons. Lineage: Eukaryota; Viridiplantae; Streptophyta; Magnoliopsida; Asterales; Asteraceae. Gene Ontology annotation, biological process: detection of visible light; protein-tetrapyrrole linkage; regulation of DNA-templated transcription. The record is from RefSeq and is a predicted model, not a curated record. Gene Ontology annotation, molecular function: protein homodimerization activity; photoreceptor activity. Gene Ontology annotation, cellular component: nucleus. Bases 163 to 3609 code for a protein of 1148 amino acids.
AUUAUCUUGUUGAAGAGAAUAUAAUUCUAUAUUGACCCUUAUCUUGUUUUGUGCUUAAAGUUGCAAGCUUUCUCUAGAGAAGAAUCUAAUCUUGAGGGGAAAAAGUUUCAAUCUUGAUUAAGAUUCAAGGGAUCUUGAAUUUCUGUGUCUGAACCCAUAAAAAUGUCAUCUAAAUCAACUAGUAGAACUCAUUGUUCCAAAAGUAGUUCAUCAAGGUUGAAACAUGGUGCUAGAGUAGUAUUACAGACCCCAAUUGAUGCUAAACUUCAUGUCGAUUUUGAAGAAUCCGAAAGACAAUUUGAUUACUCGACUUCUGUCGAUGUUAAUGCCUCGACUUCAACUAGUAAUGUUCCAUCGUCGACUGUAUCGUCUUAUUUACAAAAAAUGCAAAGAGGGAGUCAAAUACAACCUUUUGGUUGUUUGAUUGCCAUUGAUGAACAGAGUUUUGGUGUCAUAGCGUAUAGUGAAAAUGCCUUAGAGAUGCUUGAUUUAGCUCCACACGCAGUCCCCAGUAUAGAGCAACAAGAGGCUUUAACAUUUGGGACGGAUGUACGAACCCUUUUUAAAUCCUCAAGUGCAUCUGCACUUCAAAAAGCAGCUAACUUCCAAGAGGUUAAUCUGUUGAAUCCUAUAUUAGUUCAUUGUAGGAGUUCAGGUAAACCGUUUUACGCCAUUUUACAUAGGAAUGAUGUGGGGUUGAUGAUAGAUUUAGAGCCUGUGAAUCCUGCAGAUGUGCCCGUAACUGCUGCUGGAGCUUUAAAAUCUUAUAAGCUUGCAGCUAAAUCAAUAUCUAGGUUACAAUCUUUACAAAGUGGGAAUAUAUCACGAAUGUGUGAUGUGUUGGUUAAAGAAGUGAGUGAUUUAACCGGUUAUGAUCGUGUUAUGGUUUAUAAAUUUCAUGAAGAUGAACAUGGUGAAGUUAUUGCUGAGUGUCAAAAACCCGAUCUUGAACCUUAUCUUGGCUUACAUUACCCUGCUACUGAUAUCCCACAAGCUUCAAGGUUUCUUUUUAUGAAAAAUAAGGUUAGAAUGAUUUGUGAUUGUGCGGCUCAAUCCGUGAAGGUGGUUCAAACCAAGAGUUUGUCCCAGCCGUUGAACCUCUCUGGGUCUGCUUUGAGGGCACCACAUGGAUGUCAUUCGCAGUACAUGGCAAAUAUGGGCUCGAUUGCAUCUCUUGUGAUGUCUGUAACGAUCAAUGAGGGUGAUGAUGACGAUGAGGAUGAUGGUGAGGAAUCUGAAAGUGGAAUCUAUCAGCAACAAAAGCAAAAGGGGAAAAGAUUAUGGGGUUUGGUGGUUUGUCAUCAUUCAACUGCUCGAUUUGUACCAUUUCCUUUGAGGUAUGCAUGUGAGUUUUUGAUUCAAGUUUUUGGUGUUCAAAUAAAUAAAGAAGUUGAACUGGCUGGUCAAUUGCGUGAAAAACAUAUCUUGAAAACACAAACCGUGCUUUGUGAUAUGCUUUUGAGAGUUGCUCCUAUGGGGAUCAUGACUCAAUCGCCUAAUGUAAUGGAUCUUGUUACAUGUGAUGGGGCAGCUCUAUACUACAAGAAUAAGUGUUCAUUACUCGGGAUAACUCCAACAGAAUCACAAAUCAGAGAUAUAGCAAAUUGGCUUCUGGAAGAGCAUGCAGGGAGUACUGGUUUAAGUACGGAUAGUCUCAUGGAUGCCGGAUAUUCAAAUGCUUUGAUUCUGGGACCAGCUGUUUGUGGAAUGGCGGCUGUCAAGAUUACCUCGAAAGAUUUCCUUUUUUGGUUUCGGUCCCAUACAGCUAAGGAAGUGAAAUGGGGUGGGGCAAAACAUGAUCCUGAUGAUAAAGAUGAUGGAAGAAAAAUGCAUCCACGAUCGUCAUUUAAAGCGUUUUUGGAAGUGGUUAAGAACCGGAGUUUACCAUGGGAAGAUGUGGAAAUGGAUGCCAUUCAUUCUUUACAAUUGAUACUUAGGGGGUCUUUGCAAGAUGACGAGAUGGUAGUUGAUGCUGCUGCUGAUGAUGAUGGUAUGAAAACAAUAUGUGUUCCCCCCAUUGAUACGAGCAUACAACGGGUUGAUGAACUGCGGGUUGUAGCUAAUGAAAUGGUUCGGCUUAUUGAGACAGCUUCGGUUCCUAUACUCGCAGUUGAUGGUAAUGGAAAUAUCAGUGGUUGGAACGAUAAAAUAGCCGAGAUUACUGGAUUGCCAUUGGAUCAAGCUGUUGGUGUCCCGCUAGUCAAUUUGGUUGUCGAUGACUCGGUUGAUGAAGUGAAAAUGAUGCUCUCCUCUGCUUUACAAGGGAUCGAGGAGAAAAAUAUUGAAAUUAACCUUAAAUGUUUCGGUAGUCAAGAAACAGAUGGUCACGUGACACUUGUUACAAAUGCUUGUUGCAGCCGUGAUUUAAGUGAAACGAUCGUAGGGGUAUGCUUUGUCGGACAAGAUCUAACAGGUCAAAAGUUAAUCACAGACAAAUACACAAAAGUCAAAGGUGAUUAUACUAGUAUUGUGCGUAACCCAUGUGCUCUUAUUCCCCCGAUCUUCAUGAUGGAUGAGUAUGGUAAAUGCUUGGAAUGGAAUGAUGCCAUGGAAAAGUUAACCGGUUUGAAGAGGGAAGAAGCCAGCAACCGUAUGCUUCUUGGUGAAGUUUUUACUGUUGGUAGUUUCGGCUGUCGGGUAAAAGAAGAUACUCUGACAAGGCUCAAAAUAUUACUAAAUGAGGUAAUAUCUGGGUUAGAUUCAGAUAAAUUGUUGUUCGGGUUUUUUGACCAAAAUGGUAAGUACGUGGAGGCGUUACUUUCUGCCACCAAAAGAGUUGAUGGAGAUGGAAAGAUUACGGGGGUUUUGUGUUUUCUACAUGUAACGAGCCCUGAGCUUCAACAUGCCAUGUUGAUGCAGAAAAUGUCUGAGCAGGCUGCUUUAAAUAGCCUUACAAAGGUGUCUUAUUUGCGCCAUGAACUAAAAAGUGGUUUAAACGGGAUCAAAUGUAUUGAGGACUUGAUGGUAGCAACAGCAUUGCGUGAAGACCAGAGACAUAUUGUGCAUAAGAGUCACUUGUGUCGAGAACAAUUAGCACAGAUUGUAGAUGAUUCCGAUAUAGAAAGCAUCGAACAAUGCUAUUUGGAAAUGAAAUGCGCGGAGUUUAAACUUGGGGAGUCUUUGGAGGUGGUUUUGAACCAAAUCACGAUCCUGAGCCGUGAACGGAAGGUGGAGGUCGUUUAUGAUGCACCCGAACAAGUGUUAUCGUUAUCUGUAUUUGGUGACAAUUUGAGGCUUCAACAAGUCCUUUCUGACUUCUUAUCAAAUGCUCUCAGUUUCACUCCUCAAUAUGAAGGAUCUUCAAUUCAGUUUCGUGUGACUCACAGGAUGGAACACAUAGGAACAAAAAUUCAAGUUGCACAUCUUGAAUUUAGAAUUACCCAUCCGGCACCUGGGAUCCCAGAGAAAUUGAUUCAAGAUAUGUUCCACACCAGCAGAAGUGUCUCAAGAGAAGGUCUUGGACUUUACAUAAGCCAAAAGCUCGUGAAAAUCAUGAAUGGAACGGUACAGUAUCUCAGAGAAGCCGAUAGAGCUUCUUUCAUUGUUUUGAUCGAGUUUCCAGUAUCACACUUGUCGACUGCUGGCAGUAAACGCUCAAAAAGAAACUGAUAAAACGGAGGCCAUUGAGUGUUUCAAGUCAGAGACAUGAAAAGUUUGAUUGGUCCACCGUGUUUGUAACCUGGUCCGUUUUUUUUUUUUUUUUUUGGUUUUUGUACAGGAGAAGAGAAGAUGAUGUUCAUCAAAGUUUCAUGAAUUUCUUUGUACCGGAUUUUGAAUGUUAAAUAUUAUAUAUAGUAUACCAUAGUGUUGUAACUUGUAACA